CAUACUUACGCCGCCCUUUUCUGCCCAUAUAUGGUCAGUCUGGCGGUUUGGUGUUCGGCUACAUCCACCCGGCAAAAAAGUGGACACGAGACGUCGGUGUGCUCCCGGAGACCAGUGAAACUCGUUAUCAAAGCCUUACACAACCAUGCCAUCCGACCUAGCCAAGAAGAAGGCAGCGAAGAAGAAGGAGGCCGCCAAAGCUCGCCAGCGUACAAAGAAACCCGAUGAGUUAAAUGAGGAAGGAGAUCAGCCGGAGACCCAGAGCAAUGGAGCAGAGAGCAACGGUAUCGCCAGUUUGACGAAGGAGCUGGAUGAAUUCGAGCUGGCAAAGACGGAGGCACGGGCAGUGACGGGCGUUCUGGCCUCGCACCCCAACAGCACUGAUGUUCACAUUAGCAGCCUGUCGCUCACCUUCCAUGGCCAAGAACUUCUAGCAGACACCAGCCUGGAGCUUAACUCAGGCAGACGCUAUGGGCUAAUUGGCCUUAACGGCACAGGAAAAUCCAUGCUGUUGUCUGCCAUCGGGCAUCGUGAGAUUCCCAUUCCAGAGCACAUCGAUAUUUACCACUUGACCCGGGAGAUGGCCCCCAGCGAAAAGUCGGCUCUGCAGUGUGUCAUGGAGGUGGAUGAACAGAGGAUUAUGCUGGAGAAGGAGGCGGAGAGACUCGCCCAUGAGGACUCCGAGUGUGAGAAGCUGAUGGAGCUGUACGAGCGUCUGGAGGAGCUGGAUGCAGACAAGGCAGAGGUGCGAGCCUCUCGUAUCCUCCACGGUUUGGGUUUCACCGCUGCUAUGCAGCAAAAGAAACUGAAGGACUUCAGUGGAGGAUGGAGGAUGCGCGUUGCUCUGGCCAGAGCUCUGUUCAUCAAGCCCUUCAUGCUGUUGCUGGAUGAACCCACUAACCACUUGGAUCUGGAUGCCUGUGUGUGGUUGGAGGAGGAGCUCAAGUCGUUCAAGCGAAUCCUUGUGCUCAUCUCACACUCUCAAGACUUCCUGAACGGUGUCUGCACCAACAUCAUCCACCUGCAUCAGAGAAAACUGAAAUACUACACGGGUAACUAUGACCAGUAUGUGAAGACCAGAGAGGAGCUGGAAGAGAACCAGAUGAAGCGCUUCAACUGGGAACAGGACCAGAUAGCACACAUGAAGAAUUACAUUGCCAGAUUUGGUCACGGCUCUGCAAAGCUGGCGCGACAGGCGCAGAGCAAAGAGAAGACGCUGCAGAAGAUGGUGGCAUCCGGCUUGACUGAAAAAGUUGUGAAUGACAAGACUCUGUCAUUUUAUUUUCCUCCCUGUGGGAAGAUUCCUCCUCCUGUUAUCAUGGUUCAGAACGUGAGCUUCAAGUACAGUGACAACACGCCGCACAUAUAUAAAAACCUGGAGUUUGGUAUAGACUUGGAUACACGAGUGGCUCUGGUGGGACCCAAUGGAGCAGGGAAGUCCACACUGCUGAAGCUGUUGAUGGGAGAGCUCCUACCCACCGACGGCAUGAUCCGCAAACAUUCUCACGUCAAGAUUGGCAGAUAUCACCAGCAUCUGACAGAGCAGCUGGAGCUGGACCUGUCUCCUCUGGAGUACAUGAUGAAGUGUUUCCCCGAGAUCAAAGAAAAAGAGGAGAUGAGGAAGAUCAUCGGUCGCUACGGGCUGACGGGAAAACAGCAGGUCAGUCCGAUCAGGAACUUGUCAGAUGGUCAGAAGUGCCGCGUGUGUUUUGCCUGGCUGGCCUGGCAGAACCCUCACAUGCUGUUCCUUGACGAGCCCACCAAUCACUUGGACAUCGAGACCAUCGACGCGCUGGCGGAAGCCGUCAACGAGUUUGACGGCGGCAUGAUGCUAGUUAGCCACGACUUCAGGCUAAUCCAGCAGGUUGCCAAUGAGAUCUGGGUGUGCGAGAGUCAAACCAUCACAAAGUGGAACAGGGACAUCCUGGCGUACAAGGAGCACUUGAAAUCAAAGAUCGAAAAGCAAGCGCAUGACAUCUAAUAAAACAAAAAUAAAAAAAAACGAAACAUCCCACACUGAGCCACUCCUUUA
Molecule: messenger RNA, 2032 nt
Organism: Larimichthys crocea (large yellow croaker)
Lineage: Eukaryota; Metazoa; Chordata; Actinopteri; Sciaenidae
Gene: abcf2b
Product: ATP-binding cassette, sub-family F (GCN20), member 2b
Exons: 15
Coding region: 146-1981 (611 amino acids)
Molecular function (GO): ATP binding; ATP hydrolysis activity
Source: RefSeq, a predicted model, not a curated record